CUAGCGACAGCUGCCAGUGCGUCUCUACACAUCGGACAAGCGCAUCCACAAUGGCAGAUGUGGGCGGGCCGUCCGCGUCGCACAACCAUGUCAACGGGAAGGCGGCCGUCAAUGGAGCGUCAGGCAAGGAUGCGGCGCCACCGAAAAGUAAGAAUGCCAAGCGGCGGGCCAAGAAGAAGGAGCAGCGAGAGAUGUCUGCAACACCUGCGCCUUCAGAGCCUGAGACAGAUUCUGGAAAGGCGCCACAGGCUGGAGCGCCGCCGCUGUCGACGAUUGACUUUACCGAGGACGAAAAUGAUGAGGCAUACAAGCAGUUUGCAGACGUCUUUGCAAAGUUCCAGCAGCCAGAGGCAUCAACAAGCGCCGAGGGUGCCGAGGGCCCAAAUAAAGGCGAGGUCAUCUAUUCCGACGACGACAUGAUGUCCGAGUCAGACGAGGACGAGGAGAAGAAACGGGAAAAGAUCAAGCUGAGCAAACGGAAGCAGCGACAGCUUCGACGGCUCACUGUGGCGGAGCUCAAGCAGAUGGUCAAGAAGCCCGAGGUGGUUGAGUGGGAAGAUGUGACGGCGAUGGACCCACGGAUCCUGAUCCAGCUCAAGAGCACGCGGAACACGGUGCCGAUCCCACCGCAUUGGAGCCUCAAGCGCGACUAUCUCCAGAACAAAAAGGGUAUCGAGAAGCCGCCGUUCCAGCUGCCGUCAUACAUUGCUGCGACGGGCAUUGCCGAGAUGAAGGACGCGCUGAAAGAGAAAGAAGGCGACCAAUCACUCAAGGCAAAGACGCGGGAGCGUGUGCAGCCCAAGAUGGGCAAGAUUGCCAUUGACUACCAGAAGCUCCAUGACGCCUUUUUCCGCUUCCAGACAAAGCCGGAGUCGCUCACGGGGUACGGCGAAGUGUACUACGAAGGAAAGGAGUUUGAGACCAAGUUCAAGGAGCGCAAACCGGGUGAGCUGAGCGACGAGCUCAAGGAGGCGCUCAGCAUUCCACCCUUGGCCCCACCGCCGUGGUUGAUCGCCAUGCAGCGGUAUGGACCGCCUCCGAGCUAUCCACAGCUGAGAAUCCCGGGUCUCAACAUCCCCAUUCCUGAGGGCGCCCAGUGGGGUUUCCACCCGGGUGGAUGGGGCCGGCCGCCGAUGGACGAGUACGGACGUCCAUUGUACGGCGAUGUCAUGGGCGAAGGCGGCGAGGCGGCCGCCGAGAGCCAACGGCAGGCCGAAGCGUACGCCCAGCCGAUAGAGAAGGAGCCCUGGGGCGAGCUGGAGCCAGAGGAGGAUGAAGAGGAAGAGGAGGAGGAAGAGGAGGAAGAAGAAGAGGAAGAGGAGGAGGAAGACGACAGGCAGGACGCGAUGGACACGCAGGAUGGAUUGCAAACGCCGAGCGGCAUGGAGACACCCGGAGGCCUGCAGUCGGUUGCGUCGACGGUGCCGGGCGGGUUGGAGACGCCCGACUUUAUCGAGCUUCGAAAGGGCUCGAGAGCAGCUCCUCCGCAGGCUGGGCCUCCACCAUCGGGCCCGCCCAGGCAGCUGUUCCAGGUGCUGGAGGAGCGGAGCGUGCAGGGCGGCGCUGGCUUCAUGCCGAGCGAGCGAGGGUACGAUAUGGCUCAGCUUCAGCAGCAGCAGCAGCAGCAGCAGCACAAUGCGCCCGUGCUUGGCGCAGAGGACGUCGGGACGAAGCGGAAACGCGGCGGCGCACACGACGUCGAUGUUGCGCUCGACCCCAGCGAGCUCGAGGGCAUGAGCGAGGAACAGCUCCAGCAGCGCUACGACGACGCAAGGCGGGCACAGACGAACAAGGGAGCCUCGUCGGGGGCAGAUCAGGACCUGUCGCUCCUGCGAGAAGAGCUCCAGAGAAAGCGGACGGCAAAGGAGGCCAGAAGACGAUGAUCGGAGGUCUCUCUCUCUUGUACAAUUGACAACUGCAACUAUACUACACUUCAUCUU
This is a messenger RNA of Acaromyces ingoldii, 1940 nucleotides long. RefSeq names its product DUF382-domain-containing protein. The coding region runs from base 51 to 1883 and encodes 610 amino acids. NCBI's taxonomy places the organism in Eukaryota, Fungi, Basidiomycota, Exobasidiomycetes, Exobasidiales, Cryptobasidiaceae. Gene Ontology annotation, biological process: mRNA splicing, via spliceosome. The transcript has 3 exons. Gene Ontology annotation, cellular component: U2 snRNP; catalytic step 2 spliceosome; precatalytic spliceosome. The record is from RefSeq and is a predicted model, not a curated record.